Molecule: messenger RNA, 950 nt
Organism: Ceraceosorus bombacis
Lineage: Eukaryota; Fungi; Basidiomycota; Exobasidiomycetes; Ceraceosorales; Ceraceosoraceae
Source: the annotation of a GenBank genome assembly
AUGCAAGUGAGUCUCCCCGUCGACUUUGGCGGGAUGAGCUGCCGCUGACCGAGCCCUACAUUCACUCUUUAGCUUCUUCGACUCUCUCCUCUCAUCGUAGCUGCGGCCCUCGCCGUGGCUACGUCUCCUGCCGAGGCUCAAGGCAACCCCAUCACGAGCAUCACCAACGUAGCGUCCAUCCCUCAAGCCGCGCUCAACUACAUUGCGGACCAGACGGGCAUCAACCUUUUGGCACAAAAGGUGCACUCUGAUGCCGAGGCUGUCGAUGGAGCGGUGCGAGGCGCGAUGCCCAACGAAGUAACGUCGGGCGCCAAGCGUCUACAAAAGCUUCCUAGCCGCCUUCAAAGAAAGGCAGGCGACGCCAAGUCGCAAGUGGAAAGCUUUGGCAAGGAGGCCAACUCUCGCAUCACCAAUCUGGUCAAGGAUGCUCAAAAAGACUUGACGGGCAAGCAGAAAGCCGCAGCUGCGGAGCCCAACCCUGAACCUAGACCCGCUAGCAAUGUGGCUGCUGCUCAGCCCAACGGUAACGGUGGAAAUUCGGGAAGUGGAGACAUCAUCCAGGCCUCUGGACCGUGCAGCCAGGGCAAGGCUCAGUGCUGCGACCAAACGCUGAGCGGAGACAAGGCCGACACGCUAAUCUCCGCCUUGGGCGUACAGCAGGUGCUGGGCGACGUGGGUAUCAACUGCGUAAAUCUGCCCAUCAACGUCAUUGGCGGUGCCGCUUCCCUGACCAACACGUGCAAGAACACGCCAGUGUGAGUUGGCAUUGGCUGAGCCGCCCGCCGGUUACCGGCAAAAAAGGUUUCCGCCUCUUUGCUCCUGCUUCUGUUGCUGAUGGUCUCUUCUGAAACGUUUGCUCCGCUCCCCUUCGCCUCUGCUACAGAUGCUGCCAAAAUGUCACCCAGAAUGGCCUCAUCAACCUCGGCUGCUCUGCCCUUCCCAUCAACUAG